CUAUAAACGACGACAACAUAAAGAUUAUGUGCAGUUAUAAACAACGAACAAAGAAAUUUUGAAUGCUAGACAAGCGGAACUAAGAAAACAGUUUUGUGACGGCAAGUUGAUCUUAUAUUGAAAAAGUUUAAAAAAAAAAAAUGAAGAAACUGAAGUUCCUAAAGUUAUUAUGUUUUAUUGUUUAUUGUGAAUGUCAAUAUUACAUGCAAGAUUAUGAAACUGGUGAGCAGCAAAACUUUACGGUUCAAAGUCCAAUCAGAAGCAAAACUUUGGAAAUGACAAUGAUGAACUUUUUGUCAAUACCCACCGCGAUAUUGAAAAGUCACCCUGACGUCACCGCUUUACAACUACCGUACAAUAAAAUUCGUUAUAUUGGGAAGCACGAUUUUCCAGAAAGUGCAUGCCGAGAGAUCCGAUAUAUAAAUCUUAAUGGAAACUUUAUUACUCGCAUUGAUGAAGAUGCUUUUUCUAACAUGCCAUGGUUGUUAGAAAUAGAUUUAUCAAACAAUUUGCUGACCGAAGUUCCGAAGAUAAAAGCUCCUAAACUACGUAAAAUCCAUAUGGACAAAAACAAAAUAAAAACUGUGAGUGCUGAAUCAAUGAUCCAUUACAAAAGCUUGGAACAUUUGGAUCUUGGGUUUAACGAAAUAGAAUCAAUUGAGCCAAACACUUUUGCUGAAAAUAAAGAAUUAUACUGGCUAGUUCUUAAAAAUAACCCGUUAAGAAGUAUUGCUGACAAUGCAUUUAAAGGGGCAAAGCGACUGAAUACAUUAUUAUUGCAAAACACUCUCAUUUCUCAACUACCACCACGAUAUGGCAUAAGUACGUUGGAGACUCUUAAUAUUAUGAAAGUUCCAAGUUUAUUUACAAUUCCAGAUCCUGAAAAUUUUAAGAAAUUAAAAAAGAUAUUUGUUACGUAUAGUAUGCAUUGCUGUGCCUUCAAAAUAGAAAGAGAAAUUCCAAAACUCAAUAAUACAAAACCAUGUCCAACUGAAUCUUUACAAGAAACAAAUGGUAAAACAAAACGUUCCCAAGAGAAAAAUAAAACAGCUUUUAACAAUCAAAUUGGUGGAAAUUCGUCGUUUGGAGAUAUGUUAAAUAUGUUCGGCGAUAUAUAUGACGCUUUUAACACGGAAUCUACGGAAAACUACUCUUUAUGCUCUGGAUUGGGCGAACUUGUUGGCGGUAAACCUUUUGAUACCCACAUUAAAAUUGAAUGCACUCCUGAGCCUGAUGCAUUCAAUCCUUGUCAAGAUGUAAUGGGAAGCAACGAGCUAAGAGGGUUUUCAUGGAUUAUUGGUAUAUGUGCAAUAAUUGGCAAUGUAUUUCAAUUAGUAAUUUUAUUUUACAGUAGACAGGAAUUGACUGUAUAUAAACUGCUCAUGUACAACCUUGGUGUGUCUAAUCUCCUCAUGGGAAUUUAUCUUAUUGUUUUAUGCUGUGUUGAUGCCUACACUUUUGGAAAGUACUAUAACUACGUGCAGAGCUGGCAGUUUAAAGGAGGUUGUCAAGUAUUUGGCUUUCUUGCAUUAUUUGCAACGAGUCUUUCAGUAUGCAGUCUUGUAUUGAUUACAUUUGAAAGAUACUUGCUUAUAAUUUUUGCAUUAUCCGUCGAAAAUCAAAUGAAACUUCGUCACGCAAAAGUUGGUGUAAUUUUCUCAUGGGUAUACUCAUUCUUAGUUGCAAGUUUACCGGUUGCUAACACUGUAAGCUCUUAUUCUAAAACGGCCAUCUGCUUGCCCAUGGAUACUGCAACAGCUGUUGCAGAAGGGUAUCUUGUUUGGUUACUCCUUGUUUACGUUUUAGCAUUUCUGUUUAUUGUGGUCUGUUAUGUGCGCAUUUACUAUAGUAUCAACGACGUACGGCCUGGUGUUCCUAACUCACAGAAUAUAGAUAUAAAAGUAGCUAAAAGAAUGGCCAUGAUAAUAUUCUCCAACUUUUUUUGCUGGUUACCUAUUAGCAUAGUUGGCUUGAUUGCAAUGUAUGGAGGUAAAAUGCUUGAUGUACGCGUUGCGAAAUUUCUUAUUGUUUUUAUUUUUCCGCUUAAUGCGUGCACAAACCCUUUUCUCUACGCAAUAUUUACAAAAGUGUUUCGAGCUGACACUAUUAGAAUAUUAAAUUCUUGUGGGUUAUUCAAGCAUGUAGAAGAGGAGCGCCAGCGAGCUCCCUCCUACUUUAAAUCGAAAAAACGUUCAGCAACCAACAUAAGUCAUUUCAUGCAUUUUCAAUCACCUGACCAAAAUAGAUUUAACACUCGAAAUUGUAAUGAAGACAUUGAACAACAAACGGAGUUUGACAGUCUUGAAACUCCAUUAAAUUCAACGGUUUGUUCAUCCAUUAAACCUCAGUCCGUUAUGCUUGAAGAUGGGAACGGUAUUAAUAAUAAAUGUUUUAGAGAAAACAAACAAAAAAGAUCUAACAGUUAUUCGUAUGAAGGAAAAAAGAAAGAACUAAGGUACAGAACCGAAUCAAAUGAAACAUCGUCAACCAGAAUGUCUCUACAUUCAAAUAAAGAAUCCGACGAAGACGAUUUUACAAAGAUAGGAUGCAGUGUUCAAGAGGCUUCUGUUUUGUUAGCUUGAAUCUUUAUUUGUUUAUAAUUUCUUUUUAAGUUUAAUGUAAAUAGUGUAUAAAUCAUGUAUAUUCAUUUAUUUUGUUCAUUUAUUUUAUUCAAACAUUUAUUUAUUCAUUCAUAUAUUUUAUUCAUUUUUUAAUAAUUUUAGGCGAGUGAAAUAUUUAAUCAUAUACUACAAAAAUGUAAAUAAUGAGUAUUUUCUCAACAAAAGUGUUUUUAGUUCUACAUAUAAGGAUUAGUUAAUCAACAAUGUACUUUAAACAAUGUUUGUCUUUAUAUCAGGGGCGAAUUCAAAAUUUUGAUUUGAGAGAGUUGGGAAGAAACUUAAGAGAGGGAGGUGGGUUGUGGGAGGGAAUUUAAAAGAGGCUUCAAUACCGAAAAAACGUUGACUUUAACUUUGUAUGUAUUUAAGAAUUGAAUAAAAGUUGACUUUUGAAGUUUCAAAUGGGGUAUAGUUACAGUUUUGACAUCGCCUCUGCUUUGAAAAAUAUCUUCCUUGAAAAUGUUUUUUGUUUUAAAUUUACUGCACAAAAAAAGAUUUUUUAUUUUUUAAAUUUUUUCAGUUGCUAUAUAUUUUAAUGAUAAAGAGUGCAAUAUAUUUUGCUAGUUAUUUCGUAUUUAAGGAGAAAGUAGAUUAACAAAUCUGUCUGUUUUGGGAAAGAAAAGUGCACGUGUCAGGCAACGUCUAAAUGUAAAGAUAUCAACAUAAAUAACUUGCAAUGCUUUGAAAAAAUAGUCAUAUCACAUU
Messenger RNA from Hydra vulgaris (swiftwater hydra), 3323 nucleotides. Its product is annotated as follicle-stimulating hormone receptor. Gene Ontology annotation, biological process: adenylate cyclase-activating G protein-coupled receptor signaling pathway; activation of adenylate cyclase activity; hormone-mediated signaling pathway. Gene Ontology annotation, cellular component: plasma membrane. Gene Ontology annotation, molecular function: protein-hormone receptor activity; protein binding; G protein-coupled peptide receptor activity. Lineage: Eukaryota; Metazoa; Cnidaria; Hydrozoa; Anthoathecata; Hydridae. The record is from RefSeq and is a predicted model, not a curated record.